GCUGCUCAAGGUCAUGAAGCUACUCUACAGGCCGACGGCUGGACUGGACUUAAUAGCCAUCAUCUUAUUGCUUUCAUGGUCACGGUAAAUAAUCAGGUACAUACUGUCCAAGUCGACGACGUUUCUGCAGAGCGUAAGACUGCGGAUAAUCUUCUCGAUCGGCUGCAGAAGGUUAUUGACACGUUAAAUAAUGAAUGGAAGUCUCCUGUUAUUGCUGUAGUAACAGAUGCGUCCGGAGAAUCACGCAAAGCACGUCGAUUGCUGGGAGAAAGGCACCCUGAGCUCAUGGUUCUCGACUGCUAUGCACACCAGCUAGCAGACGACCUGAUAUCUUGGCUUCGAAGUAAAACUCUAGUCCUAGCGCUGAUUCGAGAGCAGCAGCUAUCAUCUGGUAAUAUAGCUUGCGCGGUUAUUCGCGCUGUUAUUACUCGCUGGACCGCUCAUUUUGUAGCCUACCGUCGACUCAUUAAACUACGCCGAACAUUAAUGGCCGUAGCGAGCACUGAGAUUCUCCGGCCAGAUGACAAAAAAAUGAUCAUUACAGGCGACAAGAAAGCUCGCCAAAAAGCUCUCACUAUGCUCCUUCUAAUACAAGAUCAUUCGCAGCAGUUUUGGAAGGCUAUCGAACGAAUCACAAGGCAUCUCGAGCCACUUGCGAUUGCAGCAAACAUUACUCAGGCAACUCAGUGUCGAUUAUAUCAAGUCCUUCUGACAUUCGGGUUUCUCAUGGACGACUACCUCAAUAAAAUAUCUGAAGGUGGCAACGAUGAAUGCGAAGCGAUCAUUGCUAGUCUUGAAGCACGCUGGGCCAAGGCGGAUCAAGAACUAUUCAUUUCUUCAGUGAUUCUGAACCCGUUUUAUCGUACUACUCCCUUCGCAAAGAUUCCUGCUCUCAACAAUGCCGGUGUCCAUAUGCUUAUUGAGCAUAUGUGGGAGCGCCUCUUCUCUUCUCGAGCACCACCCGAGCUCGAAAGUCAGGCUGAGGACUAUUUAUUUAACAGAGGGCUCUUUGCACAUCUCGACACUCGAGUUGAGAGAAAGUGUGCUGCUGCUCAGGAAAAUGGACAGCUGCCUGAUCCGAUCGCUUUAUACAGCGAGUUUUGCUUUGCUGGAGAGCCAAUCCCAGCAUUCAUUCUGCUUGCCCGGCGAUUACUCUUAGUAUCCGCAAAUUCAGCAUCUUGCGAACGGCUUUUCAGUAUAUUUGGGACUACUCUAACAAAGCUAAGGUCGCGACUAGGUACUGGCACGCUUCAGGCUCUUGCAGAGCUGAAGAUGAUGAUCAGAGACGAGCACACGCGCUCUGCCGAAAGUCGGAAACGCAUGAUUCAGUCGAUGCAAGAUCGAACACGCGAAAAUAUCAUUCCUGCUGCUGAAACCCUUCCUAUUCCUUCGAGCACGUCCGAAGAUCUUCAGGACCUCAUGCUUGGUGCUCAGAACGACCUUAACGCCCGAUUUUAUGGCCCAGAACCGACCGAAGACUCUAGUGCCACUGACUCUUCUGUAGAUCAAUUCCAUACCCUUAUUCAGCAGCAUAUGCGCCUCUCAGAUGAAGAUGAGCUUGACGACGAGCCCAUUCGCAAUGUAUCCAUCAUUGGGAUGCAGAUUCCGCUUCGAAACCUCUUCAACUUCGCCAACAAGAGCUGGUCCGAUCUUUACAAGCAGUCAGCCCGCCAGAACUUCGAAGAAGAGAUGUCCAUGUAUGAAUUAUUAGAAUUAGACUCAAUUCCUAAGCAAGACGAGUCG
This is a messenger RNA of Coniophora puteana RWD-64-598 SS2, 1743 nucleotides long. RefSeq lists its product as uncharacterized. The transcript has 5 exons. The record is from RefSeq and is a predicted model, not a curated record. Gene Ontology annotation, molecular function: protein dimerization activity. The annotation marks the transcript as partial. Lineage: Eukaryota; Fungi; Basidiomycota; Agaricomycetes; Boletales; Coniophoraceae.